This is a messenger RNA of Bemisia tabaci, 6345 nucleotides long. Its product is annotated as E3 ubiquitin-protein ligase SHPRH. The record is from RefSeq and is a predicted model, not a curated record. Gene Ontology annotation, molecular function: ATP binding; metal ion binding; ubiquitin protein ligase activity. Gene Ontology annotation, cellular component: nucleus. Lineage: Eukaryota; Metazoa; Arthropoda; Insecta; Hemiptera; Aleyrodidae. Gene Ontology annotation, biological process: protein polyubiquitination; DNA damage response.
AACAAACAAAACAUCCCGACGGGACGGUGGCCGAGAGCCGAGAAACUAUUAGAUUAAUUUAAAGUAUCUCGUCUAAUAAAAAUAGUUGUGGAACCUCAACCUCAAUAAGUAACUGCAGGUAGUAAAAAGAACAAAGUUCUAUAGUGAAAUUAUUGUAAGUUUUUUGCAGCUUUCAUAUGAGUCAACUGUCUCAUUGUCACUUCACCUAAGUGCGUAUCUGCAUUCCACCUUUGAGUAAUGGCGGAAUGCGAUGACAUUUAUAAUGAAAUCGACAAUUUAUAUGCUUCUGUUCAAGACUUACACCAAGAGUCAUUUUCAGAUACCGCAGAUCCACAGCAUCCCCACUUGGUCCCUACUCUGAAACCUUAUCAGUGCAAAGCCGUACGAUGGAUGUUGUCAAGAGAAUCAAAAAAAGUAACUAUAGAUGAUAUCUUGUCCUCUGGUCCAACUGAAUUGCCUACUGGCGGUAUCUUAGCAGACGAAAUGGGACUAGGAAAGACUGUGGAGGUCAUUGCUUGUAUGCUUUUGAAUCCUCGGACGAGUUUUGAUGAGGAACCUGCCUCUGAAACAGAAAACUCUUUUAUCAACUCUAGUGAUACCUGUCAUUCACCAACUGAUCUCUCUGCAACAGUCGAUGAAAAGUGCAGCCUGUCAAAAACCCACUCUCAGAGAAAGAGAAAGAGUAAAAGCUGGCUAAUUGAUAGUGAAAGCAAUAGUGCAGAUGGCAUCACUGGAGAAAUCUCUGAUGCUAAAACUGCACCCAAUUUUGCCAACUUUUCUGGGGAAGAUAAGCAUGAUCAUCUGCAGCAAGGAAUUCCAGAAUCUUUUGUAAAGAAAGAAAGUUACAAUGAGAAAACAGAGUUGCCCAAAGAAGUUCAUUGUAUGGAAAAUGAACCCUCCAGCCCUUCUAGCACAAAUGUUAUCACAUGUAAAAAUGAGCCUUCAAAUUCUCCCAUUCAAGAUGCUCCAGAGGAGUGGUGCUCUCUGCAAAACAAAAAACUUUGCAAGAACAAAUCGGAUUUUCUUCCUUCAAUAGAUGCAGUUGUUAAAAAAGAAGUUUUGAACCAUAAAGAGUUUGCCUUGAACACAAAAGUGGUGGAUUCCUCGGCCAACUCAAGAGCAUUUGAAGAAUCAAACUUAAAGAUUUUGAGCCAAAACGGUUAUGAUGAAGAAAAAGUACCAAAAGAUCAAAUAGAAACAGAUGAGAAAAUGUGUAUUGAUAUGGUGAAUCAAGAACCCCAGAAGAAAUCUAGAGGAUGGAAAAGAAAAAGCAUGGAUCCAUCUCCUACAUUGUGUGAGAAGCGCGCCAAUAUAGAAGCAGACAUCGUAGACUCAUCUCUUAACAAUGAAAAUGUUUCCGAAGUGAAUCGAUCUCGUAAAGGGAAAAAACCAGUGACCCCAUCAGUAGAUGUAUCAGCAAAGAAAAAAAGCACUUCUAAACAAAGAGGCUCUAGCAUAAGGGCAGAAUUAAAUAAAUGGUAUGAGGAAUUGUUGGCAGAAGUGAGGCCCAAAAGUCGCAAGUCUAUAGAAGAAACCACUUCUAAUUUACACUGUUUUUGUGAUAAUAUAGCAGAGAGUAACAUGAUCCAAUGUGCAGAUUGUCAAUUUUACCAGCAUAAAGCAUGUGUAGGUUUUAAUGCCAAGAAAAUGAAAAAGAAAGACUAUCUCUGUCCAUCUUGUAUUUUGAAAAAGAAACCAAUUCCAGCUAAGACAACUUUCAUUGUUUCACCAGCUUCUAUAGCAGAUCAAUGGGUUGAAGAGAUCGAAAAACACACCAAUCCGCCAUUGAAAGUUCUGAGGUACGAAGGAGUGCGCACAAGUGGAUACAUUCAGCCAAGCACAAUAGCGGAGUAUGAUGUUCUUUUAACGACAUACGAAUCCCUUGCUAAAGAGCUGAAUUAUGUAUCUGGUGAUGAUGAAAAUGCAACGCGUAGUUUACGACAUGCCAAACGCUAUUUUUCACCUCAAUCACCUUUAAUUUGUGUACAGUGGUGGCGAGUUUGUCUCGAUGAAGCUCAGAUGGUGGAAAUGUCAAAUACGAAACCAAGUUUAAUGACAAAACGUCUACAUGCUAUCCAUCGGUGGGCAGUUACUGGCACACCAAUUCAGAAAACCGUAGAUGAUCUCAUGGGUCUCAUGGAAUUUUUAGGCAUUGAAGAAUUGGCUUCCCUAAGGAAAUGGCGAGUUUUGAAAGAAAAACGUGAUGAGUUUCUGUACUUUUUGAGUUGUCUUAUGUGGAGACACUCCAAACAUGAAGUUUUAGAUGAAUUUGGUGUACCUCCACAGACGGUAAAGAGCGUAUGGUUGAAAUUUUCAGCUAUUGAAAGCCACUUUUAUCAGCGACAACAUGAGGAAUGCUCCGGACAGUUUUUGGCAAAAGUGUCAAAGUAUCCAUCAUUGAAUAUUCCCUUGCAAACUAUUGAUCGAAAAGAAGUUAGUCGUAUAUUACAGCCCCUCCUAUCCUUACGACAAGCCUGUUCUCAUCCACAAGCUGUUCGGGGAAAAUUAUUGGCAGGUCGUACAACUAUGACGAUGACUGACUUACUGGAUGUUAUGGUAAAGAAAACAGAGAACGAAAGUGAAGAAUUUUUGCGGCAGUACAUUGCUACACUAAAUGGAAUGGCUGGAAUUAACAUAAUUAUUGAUCAGUUAGGUGAUGCAGUGGAGCUGUACCGUGAAGUUUUGCAACUUUGUCAGAACUACGAAGGCAGUUUGACUGUGGACACUCUGCAAAAAAUCCACACAUUGCAUAAUUUGGCAGAGGUAUUAGAAUUCAAACCAGAAAACAUUGCACCAACACUUCGAGAUGCAACAGCCAAAGAAGAUGCAGCAAAAUUGGAAAAAGAGUACUUAGACAAAAGGAGGGUGGUAAUGAAAAACACACAGCAACAAGUCGCAACAUUAGCAGCAGAUAUUGCAACAUUAUGUGGAGGUUCAACCCUUGGCUUCUCUGAAUGGUGGGUUGAAGUCAUCGACUGGGCGCCAUCAUCCAAAGAGCUCAUAACACAUCUCAAAAGUGCUCUUGCCGAAAUAUCAGAGAGUUUUAUCAGUAUAGCUCCUAAAAUCUCUUCGAAGGACAGACUAAAAGCAAACCUUGCUAUUUGGCUGGCAGAACUAGAUAGUUUAAGGAUCUCAAUUAUCGAUGCUCUACACUCGUUAGAAGUCACGGCAACCGAAGAUCUAGUUCACAAGGCCCUAUGUUGUCAUUUACGUAAAGCGAGGAGGUCAGCCAAAAGUUGCCCUCUUUGUGAAAUUGAGGAAAACCUGCUAGCCUACGAGUCUCUUUUGUUCAUGGUAAGCAGUAAAGGUAACAAAUCAAAUGCUCUGGCUGAAGUCGAGGAUGAAGAUGAUGAUGAUGAUAAAGAAACCUCUGAAGAAGCCCAACCAUCCACCUCUAAAGAGUCAAAUGCUUUGCAAGCGUUGAAGCAAGUAAAAGUGUUUGAAGUUUCUUGGAAAGGAAGUUGGAAAAACUCUCAAUAUCUAAUUGUAUUGACAGAACUAUCAAAUUUCGCAAGAACCAAAAGUGCCCCAGCUCAAUGGCAAAAUAGUGCGAAGCAACAUCUGAAACUGAUGAAUAGCCUCAAGCGAGAGUUCAAAACUUUGCGGCUACUCUGGACGCAAAAUUCUGAGCUUGUGCAGAGCUGCGAUGAAUUGGUUAUGGCUAAAAUGAGACUGAGGCUACGUUUGAAGUCAGAUACCCCUCAAAAAAAAGUUAGCAAUAAAUUAGAUCAUAUUCAUAUCAUUGAUCCCAAUCAAAUACAAUUUGAGCUUCAUCGGCUAAAAAAUGAAAGUAAAGCAGCAGCCGAAAACCUGAAAAAGAAAACUGGAACCCUUUUGUAUUUGAGAAAUUUACAAAAAGAAAAGAGCGAAGACAAAGUCAACAUCUGCCCUAUCUGUCGCAGCGAAAUGAAAGACAGAUGGGUCGUGCUUGUUUGUGGGCACUGUAUUUGUUAUGAAUGCAUUCCUACCAUGCUGUCCAUGUCUACGUCGAAAGAAUAUGUCGAAUGUGCCAUUUGCCGCGAGAAAGGUCCAGUUGCAGAGAUCUCAUAUGUGGACUGUCAGCAAAGGGAGGAUGACGACAAAGUGAUAGGUUCCUUCUCCACAAAAAUCACUGGUGUCAUUCAUUUAGUUAAAACCUUGACAUCUGAAGACAGCAGUGUCAAAAUUCUAGUCUUCUCAUCAUGGGAGAAAGUGUUAGACAUUCUUCAAGAAGGUUUUGAAAAAAAUAGUAUCAAAUCGCAACGGUUGAAAUCAGGACCAAAACAUAAAAAUAGCAUCAAAAACUUCAAAACUAUGAAAGAUAUGAAUGUUCUCCUCCUGCAAUACCGGUCUGGCUCCAAAGGGUUGAACCUGAUCGAAGCAACUCACAUUAUACUCGUUGAACCAGUCUUGAAUCCUUCAGAUGAAUUGCAGGCAGUGGGUAGAGUACAUCGAAUGGGGCAAACCAAACCAACUUUCGUUCAUCGAUUCGUAAUCGAAAACACCAUCGAAGAGAAGAUGCUGACUGCCGUCAGAGAGAGUGAAAUCAACCAGUGGCGGAAAAACCAAGUAACUUUGCAGCAGUUAUCAGAAUUGUUUUGCUAUAACUUUGCGAACUCUAAACUAGAAUCUACAGAUGGUUCCUCAGUCUAAAGCCCACAGAAGUAAGUUGAAAUAUAAAAUGUCAGAUUCAAUGUUAAGACUUCAAGUUGCCUUGUCCUCAGGUUGUCUCUUUCACCUACCAACUGAAUGUUAAUGUAAUCUUUUAAUGUCUCAAAUAGAAGAAGUAUGUCUGUUCAGAAGGUUUUAUUGGAUAUUUUAAUUUCUGCCUAAGUUUUCCUCGUCAGAAGGGACGCAUACUUUUUGAUGUCAUAUAAUAUGUAUAUAUGUAAUUAUCCUUUCUCCUUACUCUGCUCAUUCUGUGUUCCAUUUAAAUGUAUAUUCUAAUGCAUCUUUUUGUUCAAUCUUAGAACUUGAUAUUAAACAUUCGAUCGUUAGUGAAGAUUAAUUUUUUCUCUUGUGCUCUUUUUAAUUUCGAUUUCAUCUCCAUUUUUUAUUUCUGCAGGGCCUUUUUUCUAGAGAAUACAUCUUCCCUAGAAUUGUCUUGUAAACUUGUCACAGGCCCAUUGAAGUUUCUUUUUAUUUCUCUCUACCUUUUCUCUCUUUGGAAGGCAGUUAACAUUCCAUAGCUAGAAUCAUUAAUAUGUAUACUUUUUUAUUCAGUUUCUAGGCAUUUAAGUCAACAUUAAUCAUACGUUUAGUGUGUAGGUUAAAUUCGGCUGUGCUUCCUUGUAAAUAUUAGCCUAUUUUCAAUGUAAGAACAAAUUAAGACUAACUAUCUUGGUAUGUAACUAUCUUGCUGGUCCUUUCCUUUUCAUAUAUUUCUUUUCACCCCCAGCCUUUCAGAUUGCACAAAGCGCGGCUACUGUUCUUCUAAUGUUCCAAAAAUAAAAAAAAUCCUAGGCAAGGGGUCAAUUUUGCAAUUGCCUAUUUGUCUCUAAUUAUGCAUUCAUAUCUAUAAAUUAUGUAUUAAUUUGCUCAUGCCCGUAUGCCCUGAUGUUCUUUGUGUUCUCAUGGUUUCUCAACUUAAGGCAGUGCUUACUAAGAUAGAAGUCACCUCAAAAUGAAGUGUCAAAUGAGCAAUGUUUAUUGCAAGGGAAUCAAGUGCAUUCUUAUUUUAAAGCUACUUACUUUCUUUUUCAAUUAAUCAUUUUUAUGUAGAUUUCGAGACAAUACCCACCUCAAAUUACUUAUGCUCUUCUUUGUUUCCGCCUUCUUACUUAAAGAAAAUGAAAAAUGUAUACUAUCAUGCAGUACACUUGUUUGCCCUUUCAAUGAACCCUGCUGAGUCAUGAAAGGGCACUAAUGAUUCUCAGGGGAAAUCAGGGGUAGAUGAGGAGACCUUUUGUACUAGGGUUUAUUUUCUUUCCCUCCGCCUAUGCUCAUUUGUCUUUACACUUCUUUCCAGAUUCUUUUCUCCUUUUCCUUCCUCAGAAUAGCACACCAGCCUGCAGAUUCUCCUAAAUCUCUCGGGGGUUACUUGAACAUGUCAUCCAAAAAUUGCCAUAACUCAGCAAUUUUUUUUUUCAAUUCAAUUCGGGUCAUAUUUGGAGCUGAUGAAAUAAUCUGUAAGUUAGCACAACUGUCAUUUCUGCAACUUCAUAAGUUCGAUCAUACUAGGAUCAAGGGCAAGACUUCUGGAACACCUUUUUGUACAUUUAUACAUAAACCUAAUACUACACCUCACCGGUACUUUUACACCUUCUUUUUUUGUAUUUCCUUAAGUUUUAAUGUACUCUUUUUACCUGCAAAAUGUGUGUUUUUUUCUUUAUUUCAAUAAAGUUCAGUAUUUUAUAUUUUUCAAUA